This is a messenger RNA of Lottia gigantea (owl limpet), 486 nucleotides long. RefSeq lists its product as hypothetical. NCBI's taxonomy places the organism in Eukaryota, Metazoa, Mollusca, Gastropoda, Lottiidae. The transcript has a single exon. The record is from RefSeq and is a predicted model, not a curated record. The annotation marks the transcript as partial.
CUGAAUUUCAACAGAUCUUAUUCCGAAUAUGUGAAAGGUUUUGGAAACUGUCGUGUUGACUAUUGGCUGGGGUUGGAAAAAAUCUACGCCAUUUUAGAAAAUGAGCCAAAUUCAAGAUUGGAUGUAGGGUGGUUUGAUGCGAACGGUAAUUUUCAAAAUUCAGCAUACAAAGAUUUCAAACUAGGAAAUGCCACCACGGACUAUGUUUUCUAUUCUUCGAGAUUUUGGUAUGGAGAUACCGAUGACGCUCUACUAUCUCCACCAAGUAUUGGUGAUCGACCUUUCUCGACGUAUGAUAAUGACCAUACAGGUGGCCACAACUGUCCAAUAAACUUCGGUGGCGGAUGGUGGUAUGCUGAAGAUGCAAGAUGUACCAAUGCCAACUUGAAUGGGAUAUUUGAUGCUUCUCCUAAUGGUAUAACAUGGCUUAACAAUUCUAAUUGGAGCCCGUUAUCUGAUUUCUUUAUGCGAAUCGGGCCACCUUAA